AGUGGAGCUCCAUGCCCGGGCUUCUUGGGUCAACAUGUGCCCAGCAUCAGCUGCCAGUGAAGGCAGCACCGCCAGCAUCGCCCCUGAAGAAGACUUGGACAACAAUGCCAGAGCUGAGCAGCAGCAGCAGCCCCAGAAGCAGUCCCUGCUGAAGUCCUUGUGCCAGGACAGCCACUGGAAAUGUCUGCUGCUCUCCCUGCUUUUGUACGGCUGCGUGGGCGCCAUGGCCUGGUGCCGGGUGGCCACAGUGACGCGCCUCUCCUUCGACAGCGCCUACAAGGGCCGGUCCAUGAUGUACCACGACAGUCCCUGCUCCGACGGCUACAUCUACAUCCCCCUGGCCUUUCUGGUCAUGCUCUACGUGGUGUACCUGGUGGAGUGCUGGCACUGCCACGCCAGGCACGAGCUGCAGUACAACGUGGACGCCGACAACGUGGCCGAGCGCGUGCGGAGGAUGCAGCAGGCCACGCCGUGCAUCUGGUGGAAGGCCGUCAGCUACCACUACGUAAGGAGGACGCGGCAGGUGACGCGCUACCGCAACGGGGACGCGUACACCACCACGCAGGUCUACCACGAGAGAGUCAACACGCAGGUGGCCGAGGCCGAGUUCGACUACGGGAACUGCGGGGUGAAGGACAUCUCAAAGGGCCUGCGGGGCUUGGAGUGCUUCCCGGUCACCAAGUUGAGGUUCACCAAGUGCUUCAGCUUUGCCAACGUGGAGUCGGAAAACUCUUACCUGACCCAGCGGGCCAGGUUCUUCACAGAGAAUGAAGGCUUGGAUGACUACAUGGAGGCCCGUGAGGGGAUGCACCUGAAGAAUGUAGACUUUAAGGAAUACAUGAUUGCCUUCUCCGAUCCAAAUCACCUUCCGUGGUACGCAGCACAUUCCACCUUCUGGGCAGCAGCCGCCUUGACUCUCUCCUGGCCUUUACGGGUGCUGUCCGAGUACCGAACGGCGUGCGUCCACUACCACGUGGAGAAGCUCUUUGGCUUCGACUACGUACCGGUGACGCCUUCCGAGGAGCGUCCGUACUGCAGACACAUCCCGCGGGUCAACACCAUCGACAGCACGGAACUGGAGUGGCACAUCCGCUCCAACCAGCAGCUGGUGCCCAGCUACUCCGAGGCGGUUCUCAUGGACCUGGCCCAGCUUUCAGGCAGCUGCAAUAACUCCUCCGUUUGUCGGCGCUACAGGCAGAAUUGCCAGCGUUGCCAGCGGGCCAUCAGCAGUUCCUCCAUUUUCUCCCGCAGCGCCCUGAGCAUCUGCAACACGGCCAGCCCCCGGCUCCCGUUCAGCGCCAGCCGCUUUUCGUUGAGCCGGCUCUACGGCUCCAGGCGGAGCUGCCCGUGGAGGAGCAGCGGUAGCUUAAACGACGUGCCCAGCCGGCCCACGGAGAGCACGCGCUGCCUGUCGGGCCAUCCGGACGGCGGGGAGGGCCCUCCGGCGUACCAGGACGCGCUCUACUUUCCCGUACUCAUCGUACAUAGCAAUGAAGGCUGCCUCAGCCACGACCAUCACUCUUUGCACAGAAACGGAUCCUGUGUGGAGACUUCUCUAUGACCCUGGACCUAAGACAGGGGCUUAAGAGGACUGCGGUUGGCUAAGAAGCAGAUAUGAUGUGAUUGUUGCUUAGGGUACACACUGUGGCUUUUAAGACUUUUAAAGUUGAUUUAUCAAGACUGUGCUGCGUGGACAAGAUUCAUAUAACUAUGAAUUCACAGGAUGGUACUAAUAGUCCACGUUUUGGAAAUGUCUUGUGGUCUAAAACAGAAAGACAGGGGCACUUGGAGUGUAAUCUGCUAUUUCCCUCUGCCGCCGUUGUAAAAUAUUUUAAAAUGUACAAGCGAUUUUUUACAGUAUAAUUUUUAACAGAAAUACAAGUGUGACUUAUCGAUAAGUUAACCGGUUAUGAUGAA
Messenger RNA from Nerophis lumbriciformis (worm pipefish), 1917 nucleotides. RefSeq names its product transmembrane protein 151Ba (gene tmem151ba). The record is from RefSeq and is a predicted model, not a curated record. Lineage: Eukaryota; Metazoa; Chordata; Actinopteri; Syngnathiformes; Syngnathidae.